Molecule: messenger RNA, 1242 nt
Organism: Microthlaspi erraticum
Lineage: Eukaryota; Viridiplantae; Streptophyta; Magnoliopsida; Brassicales; Brassicaceae
Source: the annotation of a GenBank genome assembly
AUGGACAAGAAAGGCCAGCAUGCUACACACGACUCCUUGCUGACUCACCACCCGAUUCUCUGUAUCAUUGCUUUGUCUGUGAUUUUCAUAGCGAUCGACCCCUUUCACAUGAGUCCAAUCGGGGGUCGUGAGUUCAAACCUGUCAAGCAUGUGGUUGCUCCAUACAAGCAAGUCAUGGAAAACUGGCCAAGAGACAACCUUAGUCGACUGGGACAUCAUGGGAAAUUGGAGUUUGUGGACCAAGUCUUUGGUCCUGAGUCAUUAGAGUUUGAUAGUUUAGGUCGUGGUCCAUACACAGGGCUGGCUGAUGGAAGGGUGGUUAGAUGGAUGGGUGAAUCAAUCGGAUGGGAGACAUUUUCUGUUGUGACAUCAAAAUGGUCGGAGAAGGCUUGCGCAAGAGGUGUGGAUUCAACAACAAACAAGCAAUGGAAGCACGAGAAGCUCUGUGGGCGACCUCUUGGUCUGAGAUUUGACAAAAAGACCGGGAAUUUGUACAUUGCAGACGCUUACUAUGGUCUGCUAGUGGUUGGUCCUGAAGGAGGUGUCGCUACGCCUUUAGCUACACAUGUGGAAGGAAAGCCUAUACUCUUUGCCAACGAUCUUGACAUCCAUAGAAACGGCUCCAUCUUCUUCACUGACACAAGCACAAGAUAUGACAGAGCGAAUCAUUUCUUCAUAUUACUGGAAGGAGAAUCAACAGGAAGGCUUCUAAGAUAUGACCCACCUACCAAAACAACGCAUAUUGUGCUGGAUGGUUUGGCUUUUCCCAAUGGCAUUCAGCUCUCUAAAGACCAGUCUUUCCUUCUCUUCACCGAAACAACCAAUUGCAGGUUAGUGAAAUACUGGCUGGAGGGUUCGAAGACUGGUGAAGUCGAAGUGGUGGCGGAUCUACCGGGAUUCCCAGACAAUGUGAGAAUGAACGAGAAGGGUGAUUUUUGGGUUGCAAUAGACUGUUGCAGAACACCAGCACAGGAGGUUCUUACAAACAACCCUUGGAUAAAGAGCAUCUACUUCAGGUUGCCGAUACCGAUGAAGCUGCUGGCGAAAGCGAUGGGGAUGAGAAUGUACACUGUAAUAUCGAGAUUCGACGAGGAGGGUAAGAUCUUGGAGGUGCUUGAGGAUAGACAAGGUAAGGUCAUGAAGCUUGUGAGUGAAGUGAAGGAGGUUGAAGGGAAGCUUUGGAUUGGGACAGUGGCACAUAACCACAUUGCCUCUUUGCCUUACCCUUUAGCAGUGAAUUAA